AUGGGACCUCCUGGCCCAGAGACCCGUGGACACCCCCACAGUGUCUCUUCACCUUCAGAAAAGGUGUUCUCGAUGCACCUGCCUAGGAAGGCCCCUCUCAAUACUCCUGGCACCCCAGUCCUUGAAGACUUUCCUCAGAAUGAUGAUGAAAAGGAGCGAAUGCAGCGGAGGCGCUCCAGGGUCAUUGACCUGCAGUUCAGCACAGACUCGCCUCACUUGUUAGGCUCCCCCUCCAGUAGGAGUAUUGAUGUUUCAGCAACAAUCCCCAAGUUUACAAACACACAGAUUACAGAACAUUAUUCCACCUGCAUCAAACUAUCUACUGAAAAUAAAAUCACUACCAAGAAUGCUUUUGGCUUACACCUGAUUGAUUUUAUGUCAGAGAUUCUUAAACAGAAAGACACCGAACCAACCAACUUUAAAGUAGCUGCAGGUACUCUGGAUGCCAGCACCAAGAUCUACGCUGUGCGUGUUGAUGCUGUCCAUGCUGACGUAUACAGAGUCCUUGGGGGUCUGGGCAAAGAUGUGCCAUCUCUGGAAGAAGCGGAGGGCAAUGCUGCAGAUGGAAGUGCUACUGAAAUGGGAACAACCAAAAAGCCUCCAAAGCCAAAGAAGAAGCAUUCAUAUAAAACCAUUGAGCAGAAUAUAAACAACCUCAAUGUCCCUGAAGCAGAUCGUAAGUGUGAGAUCGAUCCCAUGUUUCAGAAGACUGCAGCCUCGUUUGAUGAGUGUAGCACGGCAGGGGUUUUUCUCUCUACUCUCCACUGCCAUGACUACAGAAGUGAGCUGCUUUUUCCUUCUGAUGUUCAUACUCUUUCCACUGGAGAACCUCUCGAGUUGCCAGAUUUAGGCUGGGUAGAUAUGACAGAUUUAAAAGCGCCCUUGCAGCAGUGUGUGGAAGAUCGCCAGAUCUGCCCUUCCCUGGCCGGGUUCCAGUUUACUAAAUGGGACAGUGAAACACAUAAUGAGUCUGUGUCGGCCCUAGUAGACAAGUUUAAGAAGAAUGACCAGGUAUUCGACAUCAACGCCGAGGUUGAGGAGAGUGACUGUGGGGACUUCCCUGAUGUGCCCCUGGAGGAUGACUUUGAUGCCAACGACGAGCCUGACCACACCACAGCUGGGGACCACGAAGAGUUCAGGAGCUGGAAGGAGCCCUGCCAAGUUCAAAGCUGCCAGGAAGAAAUGAUUUCCCUUGGGGACGGAGAUAUUAGGAUCAUGUGCCCCCUUUUAUCCAUGAAACCUGGAGAAUAUUCCUAUUUCAGUCCCCGGACCAUGUCGAUGUGGGCUGGCCCGGAUCACUGGCGGUUUAGGCCUCGACACAAACAAGAUGCUGCCUCACAAUCAGAGAACAAAAAGAAGAGUAUAAAGAAAAAUUUUGAAAUUGACUUUGAAGAUGAUAUUGACUUUGAUGUGUAUUUUCGAAAAACAAAGGCUGCUACUGUUCUGACCAAGUCCACUUUGGAGAACCAGAAUUGGAAAGCCACCACUCUUCCUACAGAUUUCCACUAUGAUGUCAAAACUCUCGUCCAGCUUCAUCUCAAACCAGGCACCAGGUUACUUAAGGUGGCUCAGGGCCAGAAGGCAGAGACCGAGCAUUAUGAGGACAUUGAAGACUAUGAUUACAACAAUCCUAAUGACACCUCCAACUUUUGCCCUGGAUUACAGGCUGCUGACAGUGAUUACAACGAGUCGGAUGACUUAUUUGUGGGACCAGUUGGGACCUUUGACCUCACAUCUUAUCCUUGCCAUUCACCUAAGACAACACAAGAGAACGGAACUCCUGAAGUCCACGGAUUAGACAUCACGACAUAUGGGGAAUCAAAUCUGGUAGCUGAGCCUCAUAAGGUAAAUAAAAUUGAAAUUCAUUAUGCCAAGACUGCCAAAAAGAUGGACAUGAAGAAGUUGAAACAGAGCAUGUGGAAUUUGCUGACAGAGUUCUCCAGGAAGGAAGCAGACACAGAGGAAAACCGCAGUGAAACUAGAAAAGAAGGGGCCCCAGUGGAAGUGGCUGAGGAGAAACUGCUCAGCAGGCUCACGAAGGACCUGCAUAAGAGCCUGCCACCCGUCAUGGCUCAGAACCUCUCUAUACCUCUGGCUUUUGCCUGUCUCCUACAUUUAGCCAAUGAAAAGAAUCUAAAGCUGGAAGGAACAGAAGAUCUUUCUGAUGUUCUUGUGAAGCAAGGAGAUUGA
Cynocephalus volans (Philippine flying lemur) is the source of this 2190-nucleotide messenger RNA. RefSeq names its product non-SMC condensin I complex subunit H (gene NCAPH). The coding region runs from base 1 to 2190 and encodes 729 amino acids. Gene Ontology annotation, molecular function: chromatin binding. Gene Ontology annotation, biological process: mitotic chromosome condensation. The transcript has 18 exons. Gene Ontology annotation, cellular component: condensin complex. Lineage: Eukaryota; Metazoa; Chordata; Mammalia; Dermoptera; Cynocephalidae. The record is from RefSeq and is a predicted model, not a curated record.